AUGGAAGUCAAGGAAAGCAAAGCACAAAAUGAGCUUGACCGAGCCGAGACAGACAAAGUUCUGUUGGAAUUUGAGAAGAGCGGAAUGGUUCCUCCUGAGUGCUUCUCACCUUACAAAGCGAAUGGUUGUUUUUCACUUUUUCUGCGCCAAAUUCGGAUGGUGGAGGCAAAGUCUGACACGUCUGACCUCCAACGCUUUGAUGAGAUGUGGCUCCAUCUAACACCUCGUGGAGCUACCGUACCCUACAACAUCUGCUUCGACUCGGAAGGGAAUGUUUGGGUGGCCACGAAAGGAGGUCUUUUCAAGUUCGAUGGAACACGGCGGACGACCAUUUGGGAGCGGAAGAAUAUGUUCCCGAAGAAGAUGGCUCCAUUCCCGCAAGUGUUGUUCCAUAACGAUAUGAUAAUAUACACUUGUGCCGAAGAUAAAGAACGGACAACUGAAUUGAGAUUUUUUACGAUGUCCGGCGAGAUGAAACACGAAAGUUUCAUAGACGGACUAGUGAUCUCUUUGACUAUUGCUGACAAUGGAGACAUGUACAUCAGUAAACAACCGGAAGGGCCAAAAUCUUUCAUAUACCGAUCUUCAGUAGAUGCUCCUCUCUCUUGGGACGAAGUGGUCCAGUCAUCUUCUGAUGCCUUCUACGCUUUAUGUGCGUUAGACAAUGAUACACUGCUUGCCGCUAUGUCAACACGACCUGUAAAUAUGUAUUCUAAGCAGCGAAUGGUUCUUAUCGACACGAAUGCUGGGAAAAUAAAGGCCUCGUUCAGCAAAGCUGGAAAGGAAGGAAGUGAUAUAUUUUUCCCACGAACGAUUCGCAAAUACGGUGAAGAUGUUGUCGUUAUGGAUAAGUCUGGUCGAUUCAUAUGCUUCUCUUCCAAAGGAGAAUACAAGGGACUUUUGGCACAAAUCGAUGCUUACCUGGCUAAUGGCUUCGCAAUUAAAGACAAGUCUGCGCUUAUGGCACUCAGCGGAGUUGUUUUGGAUGAGGACAACCGAACUAUAUGCGACGAUUGGCUCGAAUGGAUAGACUUGGAUGGCUCUUCUUGGAGAAAACAAAGAGAAGAGAAGAAAACUGCUAGUGCCAAAGCUAAUUAGAUAUAUGAGAGUUUAGUACUCACAAACAUUCCUUCGUGUGCCUACGGUUGAUCUUCAUUGUAUAGUCAGAAGUAU
Molecule: messenger RNA, 1173 nt
Organism: Cylicocyclus nassatus
Lineage: Eukaryota; Metazoa; Nematoda; Chromadorea; Rhabditida; Strongylidae
Source: the annotation of a GenBank genome assembly